Messenger RNA from Gossypium arboreum, 2051 nucleotides. RefSeq names its product cysteine-rich receptor-like protein kinase 2. Gene Ontology annotation, molecular function: protein kinase activity; ATP binding. NCBI's taxonomy places the organism in Eukaryota, Viridiplantae, Streptophyta, Magnoliopsida, Malvales, Malvaceae. The coding region runs from base 16 to 1863 and encodes 615 amino acids. Gene Ontology annotation, biological process: protein phosphorylation. The record is from RefSeq and is a predicted model, not a curated record. The transcript is spliced from 7 exons.
GCCGAAAUAGUGAAUAUGACAUGUACCAACGUAGUGGAGUAUAACAAAACUUCGUUGGUUUCAAGUUUCAUUGCUGUGAUGCAGAAACUCAGUGAACAGAUGCGUGAAUCAGGUUUUGGAAUAGCAGUUUCUGGUUCAGGGUUUGACACUACCCAUGGCCUAGCUCAAUGUUAUGGGGAUCUAUCAUUGGUCGACUGUAUAUUGUGCUAUGCUGUGGGUCGUUCGAUUCUUCCCCAAUGCUUUCCGUUCAACGGUGCCCGAGUUUUCCUUGAUGGGUGCUUUAUGAGAUCCGGGAAUUAUAGCUACUAUGAUGAGUACCUGGGACCUAACGACAUGGUAGUCUGUGGGAAUGCAAGCCGCCAGGGAUUGAGUUUCCAAACAUCGGUAAAAGAAGCAGUGUCACAUGCGGUGGCUACUGCACUGAAAAACAAAGGCUAUGGUAAAGCACAGGUUCCGGUUUCCGGAUCAAAUGAGACGGUCAAUGUUCUGGUCGAUUGCUGGCGGACGUUGAACCGAAGCUCUUGUAAAGCAUGUUUCGAGAAUGCAUCGGCGGAGAUGUUAAGGUGCUUGCCACGGUCUGAGGGACGGGCACUCUAUACUGGUUGCUUCAUGAGAUACUCGAACAUAGAUUUCCUCAAUAAAGAACUUGCAGAUGGAAUUUCAGAAGGAACCAUUAUAACUAUAGUAAUUUCUACGGUCAGUUCGCUUGUUGUUUUAGCUGUUGGUGUAGCUAUUGGAGUUUAUAUCAGGAAACGCAGAUACAUACAAAAGAAAAGAGGUUCAAAUGAUGCAGAAAAGUGGGUGAAAGUCCUUCGUGAUAGUAACUUGAAUUUCAAGUACUCUACCCUCGAGAAGGCUACCGGCUCAUUUGACGAGGCAAACAAGCUUGGGCAAGGAGGAUUCGGGACCGUUUAUAAGGGAGCUUUGUCUGAUGGAAGAGAGAUUGCUGUCAAGAGACUUUUCAUUAACAAUCGACACCGAGCGGUAGAUUUCUACAAUGAAGUCAACAUCAUAAGCAGUGUGGAGCAUAAAAACCUAGUGAGAUUGUUGGGAUGUAGUUGUUGCGGACCUGAAAGUCUUCUCGUUUAUGAGUUCCUCCCUAACAAGAGUCUCGAUCACUUCAUCUUCGAUCACAGCAGAGGUAAAGAACUUAACUGGGAAAAGAGAUUCAAAAUCAUCAUGGGGACCGUAGAAGGUUUAGUUCAUCUUCAUGGCAACCCCACGAACAAAAUCAUUCAUAGAGAUAUAAAAGCUAGCAAUAUUCUGUUGGAUUUAAAGUUCCGAGCCAAGAUCGCUGACUUCGGGUUGGCGAGGACUUUUGAGGAAGAUCAGAGUCACAUUAGCACUGCCAUUGCUGGAACAUUGGGAUAUAUGGCUCCUGAAUACUUAGCCAAUGGGCAGUUAACGGAGAAGGCGGAUAUUUAUAGUUCUGGAGUUCUUUUGCUAGAGAUUGUUACCGGGACGCAAAACAACAAGGGUCAAUACACAGAUUACUCAUCCAGCGUGGUUGCCAUAGCAUGGAAACACUUUCAAUUAGGGACAGUGGAGGAGAUUUAUGACCCAAAUUUAAUGUUAAGUGACGAUAACCAAAGCAACAAGAGUGUGAAGAAUGAGGUUUCGAGAGUAGUGCAUAUAGGACUACUUUGCACACAAGAGAGUCGAUCACUAAGACCAUCAAUGCGGAAGGUACUAGAGAUGCUAAAAAGGAAAGAUGAAGACCUCCCUGCACCAACUCCUCCUCCUUUUAUGGAUGAAAAUACCAUGGAAUUCAACGACCGCGGUGAGAAAGAAUGGCAUCCCAUUAAUGCAGCUGGUACUGAUUCGAUUGCCACUAUCACCCGUAGUUCUUUUUACCCUAGAUGAUCUUUAAAGUCAGAUCAGAUGCAAGUGAAAGAGUAUACUGGGGGAAAUUAAACCUUCAAAAUGAUCCCACUAGGUAGAAUAAAUAAUUAUAAAUGCAAUAUGAUAUUAAAAUUACCUAAGCAAGCUAAUUCCAUUUCAGAUGAGAAUGGCUAAGCGAGACAACACUGUUCUGUAACUUACAAUGAAAA